Molecule: messenger RNA, 1839 nt
Organism: Wyeomyia smithii (pitcher-plant mosquito)
Lineage: Eukaryota; Metazoa; Arthropoda; Insecta; Diptera; Culicidae
Exons: 5
Coding region: 156-713 (185 amino acids)
Source: RefSeq, a predicted model, not a curated record
UAAAUUCAACUGAGAGAUUCGCAAGUAAGCUUGCCGUUUUUGAGUUUAUUACAUUUAAAGAAUGUUUUAUGCAUGAAAAUCGUAAGAUGAUCGAGUGUUGUGUUGUGAAUUGUUAUGUGAGCAAAAUUUAGUGGCCAGCUAUUCAUUUCUUUGCGAUGCCGCAGGAACCGGAACAGAGAAAAAUUUGGCUGCGGAGAGCAGGACUAUACGCGGAAAAUCCAAUGCCUGAAAAUCUGGCCAAACAACGCCUUCAUGUGUGCCAAAACCAUUUCGAUUUAAUCGACUUCAAAAUAGUAACCGUGAAGGCCGGCAAUUAUUCACAACGAUACAUUUUAGGUAAAGAUAUUUUGCCACAUAAGCAUUUGCCGUAUUACUCAGGUUGUGAAAAUUAUUUUUUUAAUACCGGUGGCGAGGAAAAAUCUACAGAAGGAGAAGUGAAAAUAACUCAGGAUAUUCCUGAUGAGGAUAUUCCUAUUGAGGAUAUUCUAGCCGUAAACUAUGAUGUGGGUGUUACAGAAAACGGUAAUCUGAGAGACAAGGCAACAUUGACCGACAUCGUUGGUACAGUUCCCGUGGCCGUACAGUGUAGAGCUAUUAUGGUCAGCAAAGAGGUACAAACAAGCAGAGCCCUUAACUUUCAUCAGAAACUUAUGACGUCUCCUAGACAAACGUCUGUAAGUCCAAGAAAGAGUUAUUUCAUUAGUUCUGGAUAGAAGUUAUUGUUAUUGAUGCAAUGCAAGUAAUGUAACAAACAACCUUAUAUGGUUCUAUGUCAAACUUGCGGUCGUGGAUUUGUGAACCACCUUUCUAUCUUUUAUUGAAGACCUCGAGUAAAUCAUAGAAAACACAGAGUAAAACACAGUCUAGGUGCUUUUCUAGGUAGACCAUCUCACCGAGUCUCUUUAACCUCGCUUUUCUGACAGUUAGUGGUAACCUUGUUUACGUUUUGAACUUUUUGUUUUGUUUUCUGGUGGAGCAAUCGUGUGCGUAGUGGAAAUGUUUCCCAAUUAAUAAUUGUUCUUAGUGUACUAGCACCUCUUGCUUAACAUGUAAAGGGCACUGUGAUCAGUUCAGAAUUGGUUUGUUAUAAUUGAGAACAAAACUGCAUCGACUGAAGGUAAACAAAGUUACCAGUAGCUGUCAAACUCAGAUGCGUGACGUCACCGUGCGAUGGUCUUUAUGUAAAAAAUAGCGAACUUUUGAUGUUCAAUUUCGUUUUGACAGAAGCAAAAAAAUACUGACAGUGUGGUAAAAAUCAACAGAAGUUCAGUAAAACAAUUAUAGGGUUUUCCGCAACAUCCAGGUAAAUGCUGAUAGACCAUCAGAUAUUCAAUGAAUUAUACAAAAAAAAAACAGUUUCUAUUUUAGUUUACAGAAGAGCUCAGUAAUGUAACUUUUCUAUAACAGCAAAUUUCGAGGAAAUUACAGAAUAAUCAGCUGGAUGAUUGAAUUUAUUUAAUAUGGCCGUAAAAAAAUUACCGAACAAUUAAGACGCUUUUAAUUGGUUUCGCAAUAGUCUUUGGUAACUCUGGUCGCAUUCCGUUUAAUCAUUUAACAUUCUAAUUAGGAUCUAGAUGACAAGUGAAUUACAAUAAUGUACAGGUCUGCGGUGCAGGUUUCAGUUAUUCUUCCGUAUUAAUUUUAUUACCGUCGUACCUCAGAGGCCUGGUUUUUUGUUACGUUCUUUAAUUUAGAUUGCUUUGUAAAAAAGCUAAAAAAGUUUCCUAAAUCAGAUAAAAUCAAUCGGCUAUGUUCAACAUGGAAGCUUCAGUGGAAAGACGCAAAAAACGGCUUUUUGAAUUGUGAAUCUAAUGCAAAAUACAAAAAAAGGGUUUUGAA